UGUUGCCGGGACUUACUUCCAUGAGUCGCUGUAAAGGUUGAUUAGACUUUAUUUCCUGGACCUUAAGUCAUGAGGGAAUAUUUGAUCGAACCAUGGAAAAUUUUGAGGGGUCUGAAUAGAGUGAAUCAAACAGGCCAUUGCUGCUGAGCUUCCUUAAAACUUGAACCAGGGGUCACAGAUUAGGUGUGAAAGGCGAAAUGCUGGAGGAGAACUGCGGGGGAUCUUCUUCAUUCCGAGGUUGGUGCGAGAGUGGAACGCGCGGCCCGACGAAAUGGUGGAGGCGGAUCCGGUUGCAACACUCAACCAAAAAACUCCUACUGUGUUUCGCUCUGCUGCUGCUCGCUGCUCAGCAGUCGGAAUCCUUUUGCACUUUGAUUCAACGGACACCACGGGAUGGGUCGAGUUUAUCGGAGCAGCCCUGCAUUGACCCACUCGACGGGGCGUCGUACCCAGUAGGAGAAACAUGGAUAGACGCCGACUGCAUGAGAUGCUCCUGCGGUGUUAAUACUACUGAAUGCUGUACGACGUACGUCAGACCAGUUGGCUACUCCGAAGAUUGUGAGGCAAAGUUCAAUUGCCGAGAGUGUCGGUAUCGAGUCUACCGGAAGGACAACCCGGCUAUUGAAUGUGAAUUCAGCGGAGCUGUUGGAAAAUGAGCUGGAGUGCUCAGUCAGCUCCCUUCCAGUCGAGACGAAAUCAUCAAUUUGAUAAAGGAUAUCAUGUCUGCUUCAUGAUAAAUAUAUUCAUCCAUUAAUUUCCAAUCAA
Molecule: messenger RNA, 765 nt
Organism: Hypanus sabinus (Atlantic stingray)
Lineage: Eukaryota; Metazoa; Chordata; Chondrichthyes; Myliobatiformes; Dasyatidae
Product: beta-microseminoprotein-like
Exons: 4
Coding region: 198-656 (152 amino acids)
Source: RefSeq, a predicted model, not a curated record